GGCAAUAUUGAAAGACUUCUCAUGGUUAAGCUUUUCCGUCAUAGUCCUCGUAUGUCUUCCGUCUUUCCGAAAGGCCAUACUAGUAUUGUCCUCCUUACAAUCUAUCUCCAUCUUAUAAGAUCACAAGGCUGGGUUGCAGUAGCCCUGCAUUACCUGUUACCUUUGGAGUUUUCCUGGGACGAAAUUGUAAUACAGCAUGUCCAUAUCUCCUGAAAACCGAAACGAUUAAUCGAGAUGGGCGAAUCAGACAGGCUAAUACGAGUUCAAUUGACAAAAUGCAAGUCUUAACAUCAAAUGAAAUCGUCUAAGCUGGCGAAGAUCAAGCUGCGCUUACCAUCCAUCGUCGGCUCACGGCACAGAUAUGACAGUUGAGAUUCAAAGAGAAGACAUAUAUGAAUGAUGGUGCUGCCAUUAUAUAGAACAUGUUUUUCCUCAUAAGUUUUAAUCUCAACUUUCUCAGAUCACCUUCCUUUUGUGCGCAUUCAUUCUUUCUUGAUAUUUACGUUCUUUUUCGUGCUUUGAUAGCAUUUUCUUCCAGUCUUUUCAUCUAAACUUACACGACUGCGUCGCUUUUACUUACCUUAAUACAUACCUAUUGGAUUUGAUAUCCCUCUAUUACGAACACACCAAAAGGCACAAAAGGCGGUCAAAUAACAAGUAUAAUGCUUUUUCACUCAAUAGCUCUUGCUCUCUUCGCUUCGACUGGCCUGGUCGAGGGCGUAAGUGCAGGGAGGCACCUGGAUAUCCACAGACGUGCCACGGGAACGACCGGCGAUGACACCAGUCUCACCCUUGCACAGAACGCCAUCGCAAGCGGCUCAUUCAGUGAUGGACUCACUGAAAUUGGUGGAAAUGAGGCAUUCGAGGCCGCUUCUGCCACUUCAAAGAACAACUUCAUCAACUUUUGCGCAGGAGAAACCCUUACCAAUGGCCUUCAAAUUGUAACAGGAUCUUGUAAUGGAAUCCCAAUGGGUCAAAUUCCCGCGAAAGACAAAAUGAUGUCAUCGAUAAUUACAUUCCCUUUAGCUGGCAGCAACACUAUACAAUCCGACACAACAUUCAAUAUUACUAUCCAAAUGUCCAACAUUACUCCAGGUUCCUUUUCCAAUGCGGCUUCCACCUAUUUCUCCGCUCCACAGCAGCUCGACUCAUCCGGAGUAGUGAUUGGACAUACACACGUAACCGUGCAGGAUAUGGGUUCCAGUCUCAAUCCAACUGGAGCUUUGGAUCCGACUCAAUUCGCCUUCUUCAAGGGUAUCAAUGAUGCUGGAAACGGCCAAGGGCUUCUCUCGGCUACUGUUAACGGCGGCUUACCCGCCGGUAACUAUCGUGUGUGCACAAUGGCCUCGUCAACUAAUCAUCAGCCUGCAAUUAUGCCUGUUGCCCAGCGAGGUACAGCAGAUGACUGUACUAAAUUUACUGUCGUCGGAUCCGGGAAAACUGCAAACGCUGCAUCUAACAAUGGUUCCGGUGGGCAAGCGGCCGCAGCUCUAGCAGCCAGUGCAGUCGCAGCUGGUCCGGACAACACCAACUCAGUGGCUAGCUCCUCCACAGGUUCGAUAAAAUCAGCUUCUGCUACUUCCUCUGCAGCGAGAGCGACGAAAACUACCGGUUCCAACACCGUAUCAAGUAGCACAUCACCUGCCACUUCAUCUUCUGUAGGCUCCUCGGCUUCUGCACUAGGAGGUAAAGCGGCGCCACCUGUCACCAACAGUGGAGAUUCAGCUCGCCCUUUCUUAGUCAAUGGCAACACAUUUGUGAAUGAAGCUGCCGCUCUACAAAGAAGUUGCGAUAUACAAUUCAACGAAUGUGCGGAUGCAUUUAAUGGUGGGACUGCAAAUGGUUUUGAUCUCAGUGACUGUCAAACGCAGGAAAAUUCCUGUCUAGCUGGGUAGUGGGACGAUAUCUAAUGAGGGAUUUCUAACGGCUCUCAUGAUUGUUAAUGUACAACAGAACUUCGAUGGUGUAGAAUGGCAUUAUUGGAGCUAAAUGAAUUACGGAUUUUA
Messenger RNA from Botrytis cinerea B05.10, 2006 nucleotides. RefSeq lists its product as hypothetical. Bases 663 to 1895 code for a protein of 410 amino acids. NCBI's taxonomy places the organism in Eukaryota, Fungi, Ascomycota, Leotiomycetes, Helotiales, Sclerotiniaceae. The record is from RefSeq and is a predicted model, not a curated record. The transcript is spliced from 4 exons.